Messenger RNA from Symbiodinium sp. CCMP2592, 1626 nucleotides. NCBI's taxonomy places the organism in Eukaryota, Dinophyceae, Suessiales, Symbiodiniaceae. The record is from the annotation of a GenBank genome assembly.
AUGGCUCUGUGGUUUCUGCUCUCACUGACUUUCGGCGUAGUUUCGACCGAGCGCUUUGAUGAGUACGUCAAUGAAGCCCAGAGGCAGAAACUGUUUAUGCAGCACGGCAACGACCGGUUGCGGGCCGCUGUUAGACAGGUCGAAGAGCAAAACGAGCACAAAGUUGUGCUCUACCACGUGUUGCCGCUGAGCGGCUAUCUGAUGGCUUGGCUGGUGCAUGGCAUCACGGCCAAGGAGAGUCUGGAGUGGAGGAACAUACCGGGCGUUUCUGCCGAACUGAAAAUCAGUCUCCGCCACUUUGAGCCUGGCAUGAGCUUUACCUCUUUCACGCGGCACAAUGCCUCGAUUUGUGGGAAGAGGGUUCUGCGAAAGGUGCGAGAAGCCGACCCGAGGAAUGCGAAGGUCCUCGGCGAUGGGGAAUGGAGCAACCGCUGGAGCAUGCCCACAGAUAUCAAAGAUUGGAAAGACUUCGAAGUCACUUACAGGAACAGUGUCCAAAAGGUUUAUCACGAUUGCCGCGCGCUCGCUUAUUCUGAGUUGGUGGAGGACAACAACAAGAACGGCCCCCUACUGGAGGAAACAGCUCUGGCGGAUGCGCAUGUCAACACGGGCAAGCAGUUCGCUGAGUACUUGGACGCUAAGGUCGGGGAGAAGUGGGAGGACAUGCCUUCAUUCUUCAACGGGAUGUCGACAGUAGGUGUUCCGGACAGACUCCUCGAUGCACAGAUCAACUUGCUCGGCAGUUCAUUCAUCGGUGCGAAGCAACUUGGCACUCCAAGCAUGUGGGAGCACUUCACACUGUGGAAAACGGCGGAGUUUGACUUGAUGAAGCACGACGAACUGGAAUAUAUUCGCGGGCCAGAGUUUGGGGGCAGACCUGCUUUGCUUGAUCAAGUGCUUAACUCCUUCAAGCUUUCGUCGGUGACACUCCAGAAGGUUUCCAACCUGCUGUCCUUGCUGAGAUGCGCAGCGCUGAUGCGCUUUCCUGUGAAAUCACAAGACUUUCAUGAGAGGACCUACAUUCCGGCGACCACCCAAGACCUCGACACGGACUUGCCAAAGAUGAAUCUGGAUCAUGUGGCGAGUAAGUGGACCAAGGCGGGCUUCGCCAGGGUUCUCUUGCAAGUGGUGCUGCCGCCGGACUCGGCCAAUGACCUGGCCUACGUCAGUACUGGCUGGAAAGCAGAGAGGACAGCCCCACCAGUUGGCCACGAGCAUGUGGAUUGGAAAGAUGUCAGUUUCAUGGAUGCGUACCAAGCAUUGAAGAACACGGCGCAUGGCGACAAGGUCACGGCACGCGUGCUCUUGAAGCGGGGCUGGGGUUUUGCGCCCCUCGACAUGAGCGAGUCCGUGAAGAUCAUUGCCACUUCCAUGGCCUUUGCCGACCCGGAUUUUAUGGAGUUCGCGGCGAGUCUUUUAGAGGACAUUCGGAAUUGUGUGUUGAAGCACCCAAAGAAAAAGAAAGACGAGAGCUCACCGUGGCCAUCUCGGAUCCUGACAGUCGUUGUUCUGGUGCUCUGUCUUGGGGUGCUCCUGCCCUGUUUUCAAUACAGGCGCCACCACCUGAGGGCAACAACUGCAGCUAUGACAGACGUGGAGCUUACCGAGCAUCCACUGCGGGCCUGA